CAAUUCACUUUUACACGCGAUCAUAAAUACUAUUUUUUUUUUUGAAAAGUACCAUGCCAAUGAAAUAUUGAAGGAACGCGUCAACCAAUUAACUCAAAGAAAGCUGGAUGAGCGCAUACCCUCUUCCUUAUUUCCUCCAUUCCUGGCAAGAACUCGACUUGCUAAAGCGUCCGUCCUUGCCAAGUGCGACGAACGGCAAAAGGAAACUACGACGCCGUUCUUCCUUCACCGUGGGCCCACCAUGCCGUCAAGCUGGAAAAUUAUGACAUCGACCAGGUCCAGUGGACCAGUCCAAUAGCCUGUCGACACGUUACCGUACUUUAUUUAAGCACUCAAGAUCAAAACAGGGCUGAGGAUUCAUCCCGUUAUCUGCCGUACACGUGCUCCAGGACAUGGACCGGUCCACUGGAUCUUCUCCGGGAUUUCGGUUGGGUCCCUAACGAAAGGCCUCCCCAUAUUCUCGUCCAAGUGCAGAAUGUUCGGCCCACCUCGAAGAAAGCGCGAUCAUGCGCCCCCCCUCGGCCGAGCGACGGUCACAUCGCAGCGCGCACAAUCGGUUGCCUUCCCAUCAGACGGCCCCGGCGGGGGAAACGUGUGGUCAGUGAUUGCCUGUCCCAACAGGACAUGACGUGUCUGCCAUCCGCCACAAUCACAGCUAUAAAAUAAGUCAAACAGUGUACUUUACCCGUAAAGGAACAAAUUACACGAAAUCUCAGGCGUCUGAUCUUGAUAGGACGGCCAUCAUUAUCAAACCGACGGUCAAAGAUUGGUCCAGAGCCCGCGAUUAAUUUAAGUCCGGAGACGCUCUCUAUAUAUUGCGCUUUAGUCCCGAAAACCAGAGAACGGGUCAGUGUUUUCCCGUUCCGGAAAUAGCCUAGGUUGGAAGAGCGGGAGGAGGAGGAGGGAUCGGACGGCGGACGACAAAGGGGGAGUCGGAGAUCGACGAUGGGGGAGCUCGCUCUAUGGGAGGAGGAGAGAUGGAUAUGCUGGAAGCAUCCGUCACGGCCCUGUUACGGCGUUUGCCCCGCCUGCCUCCGGGACCGGCUCCUGCUCCUGUGCCCGGACUGCGCUAACGUGCGCCCCUGCGGGUGCUCCCCACUCUCGUCGUCGUCGUCGGCGUCCUCGUUCUCCUCUCUCUACUCCGCCGUCCUCUUGAGAUCCAGCAGCGGCGACGCCGGGAUCGGGGCUGUAGGGCGGGUCUCGAACCUCAUCGAGAGCGAGCCGGCGUUCCGCCGGUCCGGACUUCCGGGGUUCCAGCUCCUGCGGUCGAGAUCGGUUGCCGCAGGGGAUGGCGGGCCCGGCGUUGUUUCUCGGCCGCGGGAGCGCCGGGGGCGUGGGUGGGGGGCGUUCUGGUCUUUCUCGAGGAGGAAGGUCGACGUGGGGGAGGAGGCGAGGAAACCGCCAGUGGUGAAGCUGUCGAGAUCGAGGUCGGUCGGGGUGGUGGCUUACCCGGAUUCCGACGGUGGCGGAGGGAGGGCGAAGGGGUGGGUGUGGCUUUUUCCAAGCCCGAUGAAGGCUUUCCGGCACCGGAAGUCGACGAAGGACGUCCAGCAGCGAUCGCCGCUCUCCCGGGGCUGAGAAGCGCGCCGGUCAUGAUGGCUGAUAAAUGGUUCCCAAAAAAGAAAAAAUAUAUAUAUAAUUUCAUCAGCUAUUUUUGCUAUAUACAUAUAUAUACUGUAAUAAAAUCUAAGAAUUUUGGCGACUAAUUAAAACUUUCUUGUUAUCGUAUGGCAAUUGGAAGAAAAUGGAAUUGUCGAGCGUCUGAUGUU
Molecule: messenger RNA, 1769 nt
Organism: Phoenix dactylifera (date palm)
Lineage: Eukaryota; Viridiplantae; Streptophyta; Magnoliopsida; Arecales; Arecaceae
Source: RefSeq, a predicted model, not a curated record